GCACUUGAUGGUGAUCUUCGAGAUGUGGUGGAGAACUUCGAGGGUCGAAUGCUGCAGGAUGCCGACGUCUGGUCUCGACGUAAGUAUCUUGAGUUUCUUCGGGAGCUGCAUGAUCGGGGCAUCCUGUGCUUCACUGAGGAGGAAUCGGCCAGCGCCACCUUCAAAACUUUGGGAGGUGUGAUCGACGGGUGUGCUGGGGAAAUCCGGGCAACCAUAGAAAGGGCAUGGAAGAUCAAGCUCGCUUUUCAACAAGUUACCAAGCGAAGACAGCGUGUCAUGAAAGUGGACACCAUCCCGGUUUCCAAGAAAACAAAGAGCCGAGUGUUGAAGUCAGACAAGGUGAUCAAGCCGGUCACCCCGGGCGCAAGAAGAUCAGUGCAGAGAAUCCCGGCAGAGAAGGAGUUGAUGGUUGGAAGGCGGGCGCAAAAUUGCAUGAUGACGAUCCUGGAGGAGCGUUCUGUGAGCAGCGAAGUGCAGCACCAGUACAAGAACUAUUAUGCAAUGUUCCAGGGUUUCUGCCAAACUUCCGGAAUAAGUUGGCCCACCGGGGACAACACAGAUGCGAUCUUGGCAGACUUCCUGGACUGUCUAUUCGUAGACGGAAAGUCUGCGAGCGAGGGGGAGAAGGUUGUGGCGUCAGUGGAGUUUUUCAACAUAUCCCAGAAGGGGCGUCUUCCGCGCAGCCGUACACCUCUAAAAGGGUGGAGGAAAGAAAAGCCACCCCAGUGCCGGCUGCCGCUACCAGCGCUGUUGGCGAAGGGCAUGUCGAUGGUGCUGGCAGGCAGAGGGGAGAUGCUCAUGGCAACAAAGCUGAUGAUAGACCACGACUGCUUCCUCAGACCUGGAGAGAGUAUCGAGCUUCGCGGAAAAGACCUGGUGGCGCCGGUUCCGGGAGGAGGGCCGCAGUACCGACAUUACAGUCUGGUCAUCCGCGAUGCCGAAGACGGGAAGCCAGACAAAGUCGGUGUCUUCGACAACAGUGUGCCUCUCAGCAGCCCAGGCAGAGAGUUUCUUGGCAGAGUGUUGCGCAAGUAUGUGAAGAGGCGCAAGUCCAAGAACGACUUCAUCUACCCCUUCAACAGUGCCGAGUUCAGAAGAGAGUUUGCAGCAGCUGGGGCAGCUCUGGGGGUUCCAGGGCUCCACCCCUACCAGCUGCGCCACGGCGGCGCAGCCGAAGAUCUGCAAACGCGAGCUCGGGAUCGCGCUGGAGUGAAAGCGCGGGGCCGUUGGCACACGGACCAGAGUGUGCGACGGUACACGAAAGUGGGGAAGAUUCAGCAAUUGCUGAACAAACUUUCGUCAGAAAACAUGGAGUUCUGUCGAUGGCCGAGUCAAAACCUCGAGCGUGUUCUGCAGGGGACGAUCGCAGCAAGAAUGCCAUGUUGA
Molecule: messenger RNA, 1386 nt
Organism: Effrenium voratum
Lineage: Eukaryota; Dinophyceae; Suessiales; Symbiodiniaceae
Source: the annotation of a GenBank genome assembly